AUUUUUUUAGGUUGCACAAAUGCCGAAAGAAGAGGUGGAGUUAGAUCCACCUGUCCCGAAAGGGCCCAAGGGCAAGAAAGCUGGAAGAGUUGGUGGACCAGGAGUAGGUGGAGUAGCGGGAGGUACAGGAGCAGGUAGAGGACGACCAUCUUCGGGUGCAGCUGCUGUUACUUCCAGUGUACCAAAUAGUUUAACACCUUCUGCUACGUCGGCUGGAACAACAGGCGUUAUACCCAUGCCGCCUCUUGGUACUCAGGCACCAGCCUCGGUACCUGGAAGCACGAAUACAACCACCAUCGCUCCUCCCUCAAGUAUGGGCGUUACACCGAUGGCUACUCACAAUUCUCUGCCUCAGCAAGUUGUCCCUCCAACCACGGGUUACCAUGCGCAGCCAGCGAUGGAUCCUCAAACAGCUUCUGCUGUGCCUCCACCUCCACAAGUCCCCACAACACCCACUGUAAUGCCUCCAUCACAACCUGCCAAACUCAAAAAGGGAGUUAAAAGAAAAGCUGAUACUACGACUCCUACCGCAAAUGCAUUUGACCCAUUGUAUGCACCUAUGGAUUCCAAGAAUGCCAAAAUACCUACGAGAAGGGAAUCUGGCAGGCAAAUUAAGAAGCCAACAAGACAAGCGGAAGACGGCUUAGUGCCAUACCAUCAGGCCAAUAUGCCUCUGAUGGGGGCAAUGGCCCAACAGCCUCCGCAUACUGGUGUCAAAGGAAAAGAAAAAUUGUCUGAAGCGCUGAAGUCUUGCAAUGAUAUUUUGAAGGAACUAUUCGCUAAAAAACAUUCGCCCUAUGCUUGGCCUUUUUACAAACCUGUUGAUGCAGAACUUCUAGGCCUUCAUGACUAUCAUGAGAUUAUCAAAAAACCUAUGGAUCUUGGUACAGUAAAGACGAAAAUGGAUAAUCGUCAGUAUAAAACGGCGCACGAAUUUGCAACUGAUGUACGACUCAUAUUUACUAAUUGUUAUAAAUAUAAUCCUCCAGAUCAUGACGUUGUUUCAAUGGCUAGAAAACUUCAAGAUAUAUUUGAAAUGAGAUAUGCUAAAGUUCCGGAUGAACCGAUGGGUAGUGGUAUGGUGGCUAUGAAAGGAAGCAGCAGUGGUAGUGGUAGUAGUUCUGGAGGGGAUAGUUCUUCCGAAAGUGAUGAUUCGGUUGAGGAACGUACUCAGAAAUUACUUGAAUUACAGCAAGAGCUGAAAGCUAUGCAAGAGCAAAUGAGGAAAUUAGUGGAAGAGAGCGGUAAGAAGAAAAAUAAAAAGAAGAAGCCAGAUAAGCCAAAAUCGAAGCCAAUGAGCAAUAAGAAUAGCAGCCUUGUUCCCAGUCAUACUGGUGCCAUGAAAGAACUUAUGAAACCGAGUGGUGGCAUUCCCAAUGUGUCAGACAGUGUUGGUGCUAGUAUAGCCAGUGUUGCGAUGGGUGCAGGCGACUUGAAAAUGCCUAGUGGCAUAGCUAGCGAUCUUCACCAUCAAGCUACAGCAGUAGGACCUAACAAGACUCAUGCUGCAGGAGGAAGCUUAGGACAUCAUUUGCCAACAACAGCGAAUGCUAAGCCAAAAGGUAAGGGCCGGGGACCCGGAAAAGCUGCCACAACUGCGAAUACCGCAACCAAAAGGCCGAAGGCUAACAGCAGAUCUACUGGGAACAAGAAGAAAAAUACUGGCAAUCAACCACCUCCGAUCACGUUUGAUUCGGAAGAUGAAGAUAAUGCUAAACCAAUGUCUUACGAUGAGAAGAGGCAGCUCAGCUUGGAUAUUAAUAAACUACCAGGUGAUAAAUUAGGUCGUGUUGUACACAUAAUACAGUCUCGAGAGCCUUCACUGAGGGAUUCAAACCCAGAUGAAAUCGAAAUUGAUUUUGAGACACUGAAGCCAUCAACGCUUAGAGAACUGGAAAGCUAUGUUGCGUCAUGCCUCAGAAAGAAGCCACACAAGAAAGUCAGUGGUAAGUCCAAGGAUGAACAAAUGGCAGAAAAGAAACAAGAAUUGGAAAAGAGAUUACAAGAUGUAACGGGGCAGUUAGGCAAUGUCAAGAAAACUGCCAAGAAAGAAGACAGUAGUAAGUCGGUUGAUGUAGUUGGAACUGGUGGUGCCAGUGGACCUUCGCGAUUGUCAGCAUCAAGCAGUAGUAGCAGCGAUAGUGACUCCAGCAGUAGUUCGCUUUCUUCAACGAGCACUGAUUCAAGCGACAGUGAAGCAGGAAACUCUUCGAAUCGUCCACAUAGAAAAAAAGCAAAGAAGAAUCCACCAAGUUCAGGACAUUCUGCAACGACUGCUACCGUAGCAUCGGCACCUACAUUAAAUCAUAGUGGAGCUCUUUUAAUGAAUAAUCAGCCAUCGAUGAAUUCUACGGGACCAAUAACAAAGCCGCCUGUUACUCAAGCAAGCAAUAUUCCUUCAGAAUCAGGGGGCAAUAAUAAUCAACAGCCUGUCGCAGUGGCUGCUGUUACAACAGGGCAAAGUAUACCUGUCGCGAGUCACGCGUCUAUGCCAGCCCAACCGUCACGACCUACAGCUCUGGCUACGGCCGCUCCUGUAAAAAAACCAACACCAACACCACCACCACCACCACCACCAACAACAUCUAACCCAUCAACUCCGUCGGUCUCUGUACCAACUCCACCGCCCAGCGUCACACCUACAAAUACAAAUUCUAUGACAGCUUCGCCAGCUAUAUCUCAACAACCACCGCAGCAGCCACCAACAUCCAUUAGUUCCUUUCCAAAUGCAAAUACAUCCGUAUCCACAGACGGAACAAAUUUAAAUCAACAGUCUGAUCUUUUACAGCCAUACAAUACUUUAGCUUCGGUGCCUACUACACAGUCCUCCUUGGAUCAAACACUUGCAAUCAAGAAGGAGCCGUCAUUUAUUCAAACACAAUCUACUUUAGAACAAGCGCUCGGUGUCAAGAAAGAAUCUUCAUUUAUCCAAACGUCUCAUACGACGAAUAAUACUAAUAACACCAAUCUCAAUUUACUAUCGGACGUAAAACCUGUGAAUAUGAUGCCGACGAGUAUGGCUUCUAAUCUGAAUUUGGGCAAUAUCAACAUGACAAAUUUAAAUAUGAAUUUACCGCAAGGACUGGCGGCACAUAUGUCUAUGCACAAUCAAUUAGAAAAUAUGAUUAAUACUACUGCGCCGUUGACUAAUAUACAGAAUUCGCAUAACGUUACAAUGUCGCAGCAGCAUUCCAACGGGUUUCCAAAUACAAAACGCGGAAAUUCACCGCCCAAUAUGCUGAAUAAUAACGGCAUUCCAGGAUUAAAUAUGGGAAUAAACGUUGGAGGCAUGAGUUCGAUAUUUGAUCCUCUUCCAAUAACAUCUAUGCCGAUGCAAAUUUCUCAGAUUUCUAUAAAGAAAGAAGAGAAGCCCAUAGCAAUUACUCAACCUCUACCGCAAAAGCCUAUGGAUGCAGGAGCUUUUUUUACAGAAAUAAACGCCCUAGGAAUGCCAUCGAUGGGUAAUCAUGCCAAUACUCAAUUGAUGCCUGAAAAGAAAAUGACCCCACCUGACUCGAAGAAUCCCGCUGCAAACUUUGCGUCAGCCUUUAAAAAUAAGACUGUAGAGCAGAACGUAAAAAAUGCAUCAUCAUGGUCUUCCCUGGCUCAAGCUUCGAGUCCUCAAUCGGCAGCUGCAGGAAGUAGUAUGAAAAGUGCAGCGCGAGACUCAUUCCAGGCAUUCAAGAAACAAGCUAAAGAAAAACAGGAUAGGCAAAGAGCACUAAUGGAGCAACAAGAGAUGCGCAGACAGCAGAAAGAACAAGCGGAACGAGAGAGAUUGCGGCAGGAGAAUGAAAGAAGACGGGAACGAGAAGAAGAAGAUGCUCUGGACAAAGUUAGAAAAAAUAUUGGAGAUCAACAAGGCAAUGUCAUGACUACCACAACAAGAGCGGAAGAAGUAAAAGCCAUUACUGACACAGAUAGCAGUAGUCCGAGUCAUUCGUCCAGUCAGGACAAGUCCGCCUCAGAAAGGGAACGUCUAAGGCUACGGGAGCAAGAACGCCGACGACGAGAAGCGAUGGCUGGCCAAAUUGACAUGAACAUGCAGAGUGAUUUGAUGGCUGCGUUUGAGGAAUCUUUAUAAUGUUACUAUAUUCUGUUUAUAAUAAAUCCACAAAAACUUGGCAGAACUCGGACGUAUGUUUGGUGUCGAACGAUGUUGUAGAAAUCUUUAAAUACGACGCCAAUCAAUAAACAAAAAUAACAUAGACAAUGAUAUCAGAUAAAUAAUAACGAUGACGACAUAGGCCAUGUGCUAGUUAUCAUAAAAUGGUGCAGUUGGGAUUGCCAUUCCCAACAUAAAACCCAUUUAGUCGUCAGAAGAUUCAAACGGUUCAUUAAAACUGAGACAAACUAUUGUCUCUAGAACGACAGACACUUAAGUGCGACUAUGUAAUUAGAUAAAUACUUAUAUGAUACUUCGAAAAUGCUACACUGACUAUUGUGUUACAUUUUUCCGGUUUUCAUAAGUUUGUACUUUAUGUAAAUUUGAAAACUAUAUAUUAUGCAAAUAAGAAGAGAGGUUUGCAUGUGAUAACCGAAUGCGUGCGAGUAGAUAUGAGUGUCAGCUUGAGGAAAAGUAAAAAUCGUGUACAUUUAGUUAAGUUUUGUAUUUUUCCACAUUGAGUCAUUAAUCGUUGGUAGGAUUAUGUAGAAAAGUUUCUGCCAAUAUAUGUAAUUAUUAACUAUUAUUAAUAAUGCUCUUGCAAAUUUCUUUCUCGAUUAUUCAUAUACGCUAUUUGUGAUCACAAAGAUAACUAGGCGUAUAUAUGAAUAAUGAUAGAAAAAUGUAAGACAAUACGAACAUCCAAGAACUUGGUGAAUUUAAUAACGAUCAUCAUGGCUGUCCAUUUGUGACCUCAAUUGAUCAACUGCUGAUUGAUCAGAAUAUUAACAUCUAUUGUGAUUGAUUCAAGAGCUAUUGCGAGCCAACUGGUCGAUUCAAAGCUAUUCAUUAACUCACUUUAGAACAAUGUCGUCAAUUAUUACGAGUAAUGAUAAGAUGAUUCUAGAAUUGAAGUAGUUUCGAUCCUACCAACUAUUAGAUCAAGACUAUGUACCUAAUUCUUGGUAUACUUUAGGCUCGUGGGAAAGAAAAUCGCGAUGCCGUACGAGUGGCGUUUAUUAGGAAAAAAUUUAUAUUUAUUCGAUCACUAGGGUAUUGUAUUCCGCGAUAUAUCGAAAAAUUAUUAAAAUAUAAAAAAAUUUUUUUAGGAAAACGUUUGCGUGUAAUCUUCAGAUAUCUUAAAAUCUCUUUAAGUUCGACGUAUCAUGAGCGAGUAAACAAAAGUUAUACGUUGAAAACUUCGGGCAUGGCUUACUUAAUUAAUAACUGAGCCGCCCGAACAAGAUACGCGAAUCAAGUGAAUCCUAACUAAAAAGUAAAAAAAAAAAGAAAGAAAUUAAUUGGCCAAAAAAGUACAAAAAGUGUUGAUUAAAGCAACUUUUCAUUAAAUGUGAUUAUUAAUUUAAUUAAUUUCUUAAAAGUAUGUAGAUUACACAAUCUUAACGGCAUUACUAAUAUGCCAAACAUACUAUAUUAAAUUAUUCAUUUAAUUGCAAUUUUAUUUUUUUAAGAACUAUAAACUUGUAUAGUGUUUAUUUGUUGUAAAUAUGACGGUACUUCGUCGGCGAUGAGCAAUCGUUAUGGUGGUGCAGUUUAUCGGAUGAAUUAUCCAAAAUGAUUGAUCCAAGUGUCUAAAACUUGGGAGUUUUUAAUAAAAUCAUGAUUUUUAUAAAAUAAGGAAUACGAUGAUUAAUUGGUCGGGAUUAAUUGAACGGAGAAGAAUAUAUAUAAUAUGAGAUUAAAAAAUCUUGAUAAAUUCAAAAUUUCUUCUCCGGCAAGUGUCAUAAUUCCUCGAGCUCUCUAUUAAAGACCAAGUUUUGAAAUAACGUAGAUAAAAAAAUUGAAAAGAAAAUAGGAGAAUAUUAUACUUGUCGAUAGAAAAGCCACUUCGAAUGUUCAUGCCGUCCUUCGCAAUUCUAUUGUCAUUAUUUCGUCUAUUGGAGAUCAACAAAGGGAGCUCGUCAGAAAAAUGAAAGCGAUCUUUGGACAGAGACAUGCUAUUCAUUUUUGGGUGUUGUUUGUUCUUUCAUAUCUGUAACGAUUUUGCUCUCAUUGAUCAUCGAGUAUCAAUAUCUAGCAAUAUUAGAAUAUUUCUGUAAUCUUUCGUUUUUAACGCGUCUUCGGGCCCAAUACGAGCGCCUAUUCGCAGUUUCUAUCUAAUCAAAAUUAAGAAAGAUUUAUGAUCUUAUUCUUAAAAUAUACUAUUUACACGCUGCGAUAGUAAUAUUUGCGCGGUUUAGUAUGUACAAUGAUUUAGUCAUCGGUAUGUUAUUGUUGUUGUAUAAACUUACGAAGAUAGGACAGUUUGCAAAAUUAACGAUUUAGUGGUGCAUAAAAAUUAAUAAGUAUAUCGAUUGUGUUCUUUUUAUGCGAAGUGGCAAGCAUCUAGCAUUACAUGCUUGGUUCGCAAAACAAAAAAAGAAAUUCUUUAACAAUCGGAAAUGAUUUGGAUAUUUUAUUUCAUUUCGUAGACUUCGAUUGUCUACAUGCGAAAAAAAAUUUCCAUUCGAAUGGAACUAUUAACGGUUUGAUUUGACGAAUAUUAUAACGUCACACGAUAACUUUUAGUAAAAUGGUAAUGUAAAUUAUUAGCAGAAGUGAUUAAA
This is a messenger RNA of Temnothorax curvispinosus, 6672 nucleotides long. RefSeq names its product homeotic protein female sterile-like. The transcript has 18 exons. Gene Ontology annotation, biological process: regulation of DNA-templated transcription; chromatin remodeling. The coding region runs from base 20 to 4084 and encodes 1354 amino acids. Gene Ontology annotation, cellular component: chromatin; nucleus. Lineage: Eukaryota; Metazoa; Arthropoda; Insecta; Hymenoptera; Formicidae. The record is from RefSeq and is a predicted model, not a curated record.